Rubroshorea leprosula is the source of this 865-nucleotide messenger RNA. The record is from the annotation of a GenBank genome assembly. Lineage: Eukaryota; Viridiplantae; Streptophyta; Magnoliopsida; Malvales; Dipterocarpaceae.
AGCAUUGAAGAGUAUGGCACCUUCAAGGGUUCCAUAUAUACAGAUUAAUCACAUCCACGAUGAAAAAAAAUUCAGGGAAACAACUUAGAUUGUGCAGAAGUACACGAGAAGGUAAUAUGAGGAAAUUACAGGGAAUUAGAGAGGCUGAGUUGCAAAGUUGCAACACCUAACUCUUACAAAUGCUGUUACCAUUUCUUAUUUCCUGCAGAAUAAUAAGAUACAGAAAGAAAGGGAAUGAUGAUGGUGUCUGGAAGCAUAGCUUUCAGCAUCGGCAGGGAUGGCAGGAACAAAGGCGGCAGCGAUACACGAGAUAACAAGAUGGUCCUCGAGACAGGUAGGCAACCAUGAGAGCUAGACAUAUGACUAUCACCAUGAGAGGUAGCAUGAGAUCUGGAACCCCAUUAUCAGACGAUGCUCCACAACAGACCUUCCCCAUUGCACGACGCUCUUCCGUUACUCGUCCAGAAGACCAAGAAGAACAAUAUAAGGACAUGGAAAUGGAAUCUCAAGGACUCUAUUUGACCAUGAUAUUAAUAGUUUACAGGAGGGAUUUGGUUUCUUCCAGCAUGGUAGUUAACUAUUUAAUUACAUCAUUCGUGCUUAUGAUUACACAAAUAAUUGUGUUUAGUAAAUUACUAUACUAUAGUACAACACUACAACAUUGUAAAGUCUUGUUUAUUAUCCCACCUAACAAAAUCGUCAUGUUUAUUAAGAUAUUCUGUGUUCUGCCGGCCAAAAAGUACUUAUCCCAUAAUAGCAUUCAAGCAUACAGAGGAUAUUCAACAAAAGCCAAAUUUAUUGCAGCAUCUAAGAAUAUGGCACCUUCAAGGGUUCCAGAUCUGCAGAUUAAUCACAUUCUCAACGA